Ochotona curzoniae (black-lipped pika) is the source of this 891-nucleotide messenger RNA. It is a transcript of the gene MUCL3, whose product is annotated as mucin like 3. Lineage: Eukaryota; Metazoa; Chordata; Mammalia; Lagomorpha; Ochotonidae. The record is from RefSeq and is a predicted model, not a curated record. The coding region runs from base 1 to 891 and encodes 296 amino acids. The transcript is spliced from 5 exons.
AUGGACGCCGUGCUGGUGCUGCUCCUGGGCUUGCAGGCCUUGGCUGGACAUGACCUGAAGCCCCAGAAGAGCUCCAUUCCAGAUUGGGCCAUCGUGCUAAUCACCCUCACGCUGGUGGCUGCAAUUGUUGGCCUGAUGUACGGGGUCAAGAUGCUUGCUGUGCCAUGUGUGGGCAUCCUGAAGCACCUGCCUGUGCAGCAGUGGCUGUGUACCCAAGGAGCACCUACAGAGCAUGAAGAAAGGACAACAUCAGCCCACAGGGAUAUGACAGAAACCCUAACAAAGGCCACAGAAACCCUCCAAAAAACCACAUUAACCACAGAGGAAACCACAAAUGGCUCAGAGAAGUCUACAGCACACCCAAGCAAUACCAAGGCAGACACAGAAACCACAACAUCCCCAAGGAAGUCCACAGAAAGUCCUGACAAGACAGCAGCUGCCACAGAAACACCAAGACCUGUAGUUAGGACUACAAGGAACACAUCCACGACAACAUCCUGCUUAAACAGAACUGUGGUUACCCAUCCAGCACUCAAUAAUUCUUUCCCCAGCGCCACAUCUAGAACGGAUCCCAGUUCCGGCACAUCACAAGUUACAGGCCACACGAUCCAGGAUAAGGUCACACAGGGAGGUCUGCAGGCCACAGAAACGGAAGGGGAGGAUCCAUUUCCUGCCUGGGCCAUAGUCAUCGUGGUUCUGGUGGCUGUGAUUCUUCUGCUCAUGUUCCUUGGCCUGGUUUUCUUGAUCUGCUACUUGACUCGAACACGCCAUGCACGGACCCAGGACGCUGAGGACAACGAGCCAGAUGAUGAUGGGGGCCCCAACUCCUACCCAGUCUACCUGAUGGAGCAGCAGACUCUGGGCGGGGGCCAGAUCCCCUUCCCGCGAUGA